AUUUGUGAGGUUCAUUCCCCCCACACGCCCGCCCUAUCUAUCAUCUCCAGUACAAAGACAAAUCUCCAGUAUAGUCUAUACUCAUCGCGACGCAGCACUUCCUCCGUAUCUGAUAUUCGUCUCUCUGCAUCAUGAGUUUGGGGAAUAAGAUCAGGAUUGGAGCUGACGGAUUUGGGAAGAUCAAUCGGUUUUUAUCCAGAAUUUCUCGCCGAAAAGAUGAUUCUAAGCAGCUCUCUGGUGUCAAUGAUUCGCUAAAAGCAGCCAGUUACAAGAUUGACCAAGAUGGGCUUGGAUCUGCUGGUACAAAGUCAUUUGGAGCAUUAGCUCUCUUCGGUGCUGGAGUCUCUGGGCUUCUUGGUUGUGCAACAGUUUCCUUCUCAGAUGAGGCAGAGCAUGGGUUAGAGUGUCCGAGCUAUCCUUGGCCUCACAAAGGCAUCAUCAGUUCAUAUGACCAUUCUUCAAUUCGUCGAGGUCAUCAGGUUUACCAGGAAGUGUGUGCAUCUUGCCACUCAAUGUCACUAGUUUCUUAUCGUGAUCUUGUUGGUGUGGCAUACACUGAGGAAGAAACCAAGGCAAUGGCUGCCGAGAUUGAAGUAGUUGAUGGCCCUAAUGAUGAAGGUGAGAUGUACACACGUCCUGGGAAGCUGAGUGAUCGGUUUUCACAGCCUUAUGCAAAUGAAGCUGCUGCAAGGUUUGCUAAUGGAGGAGCUUAUCCACCUGAUCUAAGUCUUAUUACAAAGGCCCGGCAUAAUGGUCAGAAUUAUGUUUUUGCUCUUCUAACUGGCUACCGUGAUCCUCCUGCUGGUGUCUCGAUUCGAGAAGGGCUUCACUAUAACCCUUACUUCCCUGGUGGUGCAAUUGCUAUGCCUAAAAUGUUAAAUGAUGGUGCUGUUGAGUACGAAGAUGGUACUCCUGCAACAGAAGCACAGAUGGGAAAAGAUAUUGUAACAUUUUUGUCAUGGGCUGCUGAGCCAGAAAUGGAAGAGAGAAAGCUGAUGGGUUUCAAGUGGAUAUUUGUGCUAUCACUUGCACUUCUCCAAGCAGGUUUUUACCGUCGGUUAAGGUGGUCAGUUCUCAAGUCAAGGAAGCUGGUUGUGGAUGUUGUGAAUUGAGCCUUUGAACCUUUUUUUCUCCAAAUUUGUAUCCAUGUGAAAGGAUGAAAAAAUAAUACUCCGUGAUUACUUUGAUGAAUGAUUUUGACCUGUAAAACUUCUAUUGAAUAGCGUAGACCGCUAGAAAAAAGCCAGAUAGAGAGAAGAAUCUCUCGAGUAUUCUUUAUCCUUUUUGGGGGGGAAAUAAGUCGCUGAUAUACAAUUUUCACAUUUUCUUUUGCAGUAUUCAGCUAUCUCAUUUAUUUCAA
Molecule: messenger RNA, 1360 nt
Organism: Ipomoea nil (Japanese morning glory)
Lineage: Eukaryota; Viridiplantae; Streptophyta; Magnoliopsida; Solanales; Convolvulaceae
Product: cytochrome c1-2, heme protein, mitochondrial-like
Exons: 9
Coding region: 132-1112 (326 amino acids)
Biological process (GO): mitochondrial electron transport, ubiquinol to cytochrome c
Molecular function (GO): electron transfer activity; heme binding
Source: RefSeq, a predicted model, not a curated record